CCAAGGUCUCCGGUACUUACAUGCCCUCUUGGGAAAAAGCGCAUGGGAAAUCUCUCUCGAGCAGGGCGGUGUGUGCAGGCAUGCGGCGGGCUCACACCUGGGAGGGAGGUGUGGUCUUGUUGGCCUCUUGCUUGAUGCGGAAUCUCAGGACGAAAUCCUUACCCGCGCGGACUUGGCCGCUGUGCGCUUGGCUCGGUGUGUUGCACUGCGCCACCGAGACCAAUUGCGGGUGCAGGAUGACAGGAGGGUGAUUUAACUUUGACGUUGCGGACUUUUGGCUUGUCCGGCAGGCGUGUGCGCAUACUUAUAUAUUGCAGAGGGUGCAAGUGCCGGUGGGUGCAUCUCCAACAAGUCGGUCUUUUCGUCGCGUCGUUCAUUCAUUACUCACAUUCAUUCGUUUUAUAGUGGAGUUGAUUCUCUGCGCUGCCGUUCAUUCAUUUCGUGAUUUGACGUUUGAGAAAAACUAAGAAGAUGCUUCCUGCUUUGGCUGUCGCCCUGGGUGGCUCCGUCGGUCUCGCGGCAGGCCAUCCGCACCCCCAGCGUCGCGAGGUCGCGGCUUUCCCCGCGGGAGCGUCGUGGGAUAUCAUUCUGAACAAGGGGAGCACCAACCUGGACGAUCUGGCCAGCACGGCAAGUGCCGAGGUCACUGCUAUCGACAUCGAUCUCUUCGACAACGAGGCGUCGACCAUCAGUGCCUUGAAGGACCAGAACAAGCAAGUCAUCUGCUACUUCAGCGCUGGAUCCCGUGAAGACUGGCGCGAGGAUGCGAACAAGUUCAAUGCGGAUGACUAUGGGCAGGGCCUGGAAGGCUGGGCCGGCGAGAACUGGGUCAAUGUCAAGAGUGACAACGUGCGAGCAAUCAUGAAAACACGCAUAGAGCUCGCAGCGCAGAAAGGCUGCACCGCCGUCGACCCUGACAAUGUCGAUGGAUUCAACGACAACCAAGACGGCUUCGGGCUCGACCAGUCUGCGUAUGCCGACUACGUCAAGUUCCUUGCGUCCACCGCCGCGGCCAACAACCUCGCUAUCGGCCUCAAGAACGCCCUCGACCUCAUCCCGGACGUCGUCGAUGUGAUCCAGUUCGCCGUCAACGAACAGUGCCACGAGUACGACGAGUGCGACAAGUACAAGCCCCUUACCGAAGCUAACAAGGCCGUCUUCAACAUCGAGUACGGCGGCAACGCAUGCAACAGCCCCGCCGGUGUCAACCUGUCUAUCCUGAUCAAGAACGAGGACCAGAGUCUGAAUGCGCUGGGCGGCGCUUGCAGUCCGAGUGGUGGGUCUGAGCAGGCUUCCGCUACACCUGCUGCCUCGCAGUCUGCGGUCGCGGAGAACACGUCUGUGCCGACUCCUGCGCAGACGCCGACUCUAUCUGCGGCACCGGCUGUGACCCCGACGGGGGGUUAUGCGGUGAAGCCUUCGUCGACUGCCGCGGGUGCUGAAGCUACGCCCGAGCCUAGCGGUGAGGCCGGUGACGAGGAUGAAGAUGAAGAUGACCAGGAGGAGGAGGAGGACGACGAUGAAGAUGACGAUGAGGACUAUGAGGAUCAAGAAGAUGAUGAAGAUGACGAGGAAGAUGAGGAUGCGCAGCCUGGGUGGCAGCGUCACCACAAACAUGAGUAGAGAUCUUCUAGGGAUAGUCGGUUUGGCGUAUUCAAUCGGGUGGCCUUGCUUGAUGUAUUGCCACUUCGUUUUCGCUUCUACAUGUAUAUGAAAUUAUAAGGUUCA
This is a messenger RNA of Paraphaeosphaeria sporulosa, 1728 nucleotides long. RefSeq lists its product as uncharacterized. The record is from RefSeq and is a predicted model, not a curated record. Lineage: Eukaryota; Fungi; Ascomycota; Dothideomycetes; Pleosporales; Didymosphaeriaceae. The transcript is spliced from 2 exons. Bases 472 to 1623 code for a protein of 383 amino acids.